GCGAGGGAGCGGCGCGGCCGGGGGGGACGGAGGAGCCACGGGCCGGGCAGGCCUAGCUCUGAGGUGGCGGCGGCGGCGGCGUGGGGAUGGAGCCUCUGCGGGUCCUGGAGCUGUACAGCGGCAUUGGGGGUAUGCACCACGCGCUGAGAGAAAGCUGUAUACCUGCACAGGUGGUGGCUGCGGUUGAUGUAAACACUGUUGCUAACGAAGUAUACAAGUAUAAUUUUCCUCACACACAGUUACUGGCCAAGACAAUCGAAGGCAUUACACUAGAGGAGUUUGACAGAUUAUCUUUCAAUAUGAUUUUAAUGAGCCCUCCUUGUCAGCCAUUCACAAGAAUUGGCCUGCAAGGUGAUGUGACUGAUCCAAGGACGAAUAGCUUCUUAUAUAUUCUAGAUAUUCUUCCAAGAUUACAAAAAUUACCGAAGUAUAUUCUUUUAGAAAAUGUUAAAGGUUUUGAAGUAUCUUCUACAAGAGACCUGUUAAUACAAACAAUAGAAAAUUGUGGCUUUCAGUACCAAGAAUUUCUGUUGUCUCCAACCUCUCUUGGCAUUCCGAAUUCAAGGCUGCGGUAUUUCCUUAUUGCAAAGCUUCAGUCAGAGCCGUUCCCUUUUCAAGCCCCUGGUCAGGUACUGAUGGAGUUCCCCCAAACUGAAUCUGAACAUCCACACAAACAUGCGAUAGAUGCAGAAAAGAAAAUUGAUGAAAAGAAAAUUGAGCCAAGUAUUUACUUUGAUAGCAGCAUGCAGUGUUCUGGAAAAGAGGCCAUUCUUUUUAAGCUUGAAACUGCAGGAGAAAUUGAGAGGAAACAUCAACAGGACAGUGAUCUCUCUGUGCGCAUGCUGAAAGAUUUUCUUGAAGAUGACAUUGACAUGAAUUCAUACUUCUUACCACCAAAGUCAUUGCUGCGAUAUGCUCUUUUGCUGGACAUUGUUAAGCCCACUUCCAGAAGGUCCACGUGCUUUACAAAAGGUUAUGGACGCUACGUAGAAGGAACAGGAUCUGUGUUGCAGACCACAGAGGAUGUGCAGAUUGAGAACAUCUACAAGUCCCUUACCAAUUUGUCACAAGAAGAAAAGAUAGCAAGGUUGUUAAUGCUUCAGCUUCGAUUUUUCACUCCUAAAGAAAUAGCAAAUCUCCUUGGAUUUCCUCCAGAGUUCGGAUUUCCUGAGAACACAACCGUCAAACAGUGUUACCGUCUCCUUGGAAAUAGUCUCAAUGUGCAUGUAGUAGCCAAACUAAUCAAAAUCCUAUGUAAAUGAUUUUUAAAUAACUCUGAAAGAUGGUCACAGUUCUCCAUCAUAUCCAGAUAAUAAUUCUGGAAUUCUUUUUUGAAUUAAUUUUGAGAAAAUUCAACUCAAUUAUCUUGCUCGUUAAUGAGAAAUUUGGAUUUAUCAGGAAAAUGCCAUUUUGUUUCCUUCAAUUUAUAUUACUGUGUUUUGUAAGGUGAAAAUUAUUGUUAUACUUUAGGAGAAUAUAUUUUCAUAUGAAAUUGUUAAAUAUGUAUGUAAAAUAUUCCCUUAAUAAUAUUAUGGUAUAGACAAAUUAAGGAACAUUAGAAUUUUAAUGUCUACAUGAAUAUUUUACAAGGUGUCAUAGCAGGCAUACUAUAUGACCUUGAGAAACUGUGUAUUUGUGUA
Molecule: messenger RNA, 1640 nt
Organism: Hippopotamus amphibius kiboko
Lineage: Eukaryota; Metazoa; Chordata; Mammalia; Artiodactyla; Hippopotamidae
Gene: TRDMT1
Product: tRNA aspartic acid methyltransferase 1
Exons: 11
Coding region: 87-1262 (391 amino acids)
Molecular function (GO): methyltransferase activity
Source: RefSeq, a predicted model, not a curated record